Parathielavia appendiculata is the source of this 927-nucleotide messenger RNA. RefSeq lists its product as uncharacterized. The record is from RefSeq and is a predicted model, not a curated record. The transcript has 3 exons. Lineage: Eukaryota; Fungi; Ascomycota; Sordariomycetes; Sordariales; Chaetomiaceae. The coding region runs from base 1 to 927 and encodes 308 amino acids.
AUGCAGGGAGUCAGAUACGACUGCAUCAACCCCGAGGCAAACGGCACCCGCGACGGCAGAGAGCAGUGGCUGCUCAACACGCAAGUCGCGCUUCUUCUUGGGGAGAAGGAUCUGGAGCUGUCGCGAUAUACCGCUUGGAAUCGGAUCCCCGUCUCAGCUGUUGCAAAGCGUGCUAUUUGGCGCUUGGAGUCGGACCGAUAUGCCCUGACAACGCCCGGUCUCUUCGAGCUUGGUGAACAACUCCAGGACUACUAUCAGGGGAACGACCCGCAUAAGAUGGGCUACCGCCAGCUUGAGCGACUUCGGGCGGAGGCAUGGGAGAAGUUCGCUGCAAUGGAGAUGUUCUUUGUUAAGGCCUCAGAUUUCCUAUACAUUAUCCCUACGAUACAGCAUCUUCGCAACGUGAAGCUCACAGUGGCAUAUUGCGAGCUUCCGGAGAACGAGAUGCAGUGCAUCAGUUGGGCACCGCACCAGAAGUGGAGGCGUGAUGCAGAUGCACACGGGUUCGGUGGGUUUGCGCCGAGCAACAAGCAUUACGUCAACGGCGAACUGGUCUCGGAAGAUAAGCCUGGCCUCAGGGAGGCGAGUACGUCGCCUUUUCCGCGACAGCGGGUGCCCCGUCGCGGCUUCAUCGCGAUCCCGCGUGACGAACAUGGCUACACAAGGGUCAUUAAGGAACAGGGCAUCGAUGGCUCCGGGAAUGAUGCUGAAUUGCCGUUGCUGCCCAAUGGAGUCCACUCGUCUCCCAUGAGCGGCUCCUCCCGCGCGGCCACGACAAACGUCAACGGUUUGGAAUCGCCGAGCUCGAUUACGAACACCACGACAAAUGGCGGGGGAGACCACCCAAUAUCUCCGUCCUCCGAGGCAGGCUCUGCGCAGCUCCGAUGUUUGGUCAACGGCACCGGGGCGCUCAGCAACACCGGAUAG